Molecule: messenger RNA, 1744 nt
Organism: Thamnophis sirtalis
Lineage: Eukaryota; Metazoa; Chordata; Lepidosauria; Squamata; Natricidae
Source: RefSeq, a predicted model, not a curated record
AUGAUAGCCAAGAUCAUCCAGAGCCAAGGAGCAUCAAUCUAUGCACUGCUUGGCUCGAGACACUACUGCGUGUGCAUAGACGACUGUUCUUCCAGCAAGUGCAUGUGUGGACAGCUGAGUAUGCGCUGCUGGUAUGACCGGGACCGGGACGUCUACUGCAUCGACGCUCGCUUCUACGGCAACGUCAGCCGCUUCAUCAACCACUUCUGCGAGCCCAACCUCAUCGCUGUGCGAGUCUUCAUGUCCCACCAGGAUCUGCGCUUCCCCAGAAUCGCCUUCUUCAGCAGCAGACACAUAGAGGCCGGGGAAGAAAUCGGGUUUGACUACGGCGAGAGAUUCUGGAACAUUAAAGCCAAAUACUUCAGCUGUCUCUGCGACUCGCCCAAAUGCAGGCACUCGAGCGCUGUCCUGGCUCAGCGGCAGGCUAGUGCGGCGGCGGCAGCGGCCAACGCUGCUGCCACCGCCACCACCACCACCACUGCUGCUGCUUCCUCGCAGGAGCCCCCUGAAAACAGACUCCCGGACACCAGUUCGGCCGCCUUGGCGUCCCCCCCUGCUUUGGGAGGCCUCCCCUGAAGGGGCCGAGCCCCCCUCCCAAGCCAGGCCGUGACUUCGGAAGACGAUGCUUUGCGUCGGUUUCGUUCUGCCCUUUUCCCGGCGAGCCCGCGUCCGCCGUAACAGUUUCCCCUUUUGGGGGUGCGGAUGGUGGCGGCGUGGCAACCCUAACCCGCCUCCUUCUUUCCUUCCUUCCCGCCCUUCCCUCCUUCCCUUCCCUCUCGCGACGUGGCAGGGGGAAGGCAGCCUUGCCGCGGCACACACCGGGGUGGCAGAAGGACGAUUUUUUUUUCUCUCCCUCUUUCUCUCUCUCUCCCUCUUUCUCUCUUUUCCCUCCCCCUCUUUUAAUGUGAUAAGUGUUCUCCAAGCCCCCUCCCCUCCUCGUUGGAAACAAGGAACGUUGAAAUGGCUCGUGAACCCCGUCGGUGAGCGGGGGACAAACUCUGCAGAGAAUCUCGGAGAGUUCCGCCGGCUUUGGCACACAUCCGGGAAAGUUUUUUUUUUUUCCUUCUUUUGCUUGUUGUUGAAUCUUCCCUCCCACCCACUCAUUUGCUGGCUGCCUGGGCUGUGGAAUAGGAGCCCAACCAGUGACCGAGUCCGAUAAAUUCUUGGUUUGUCGCUCCCUCCCCAUCCCGACUCACCCCAGGUCAAGGGAAGCGACCCUCUGGAAUUUCUCCGUUAUACCCCUGUCCUCAGCUAGAGCUGCUCCUUACUUUAUCCCUGCAGCGAUGUUAUUAUUAUUUCUUUUUUUAACCUUUAAUUAUUAUUUUUUCCUUCCCCCACUGCCUCUUCUCUCUCGUGUACAGGAAUCCCGUUUUUCACUGACACUAACUCCAAAUCAAAAGAGGAAACUUUGGCAGAGGGAGGUUGUCGGGAGUGGGGUGCAGCAUCCUUAAGGGGGGGAAAAUUUGAUAUUCUUAGAGACCCCUUUUGGGGGCCGGAGGGGGGGAGCGUUUCUUAAAUCGAUUUUGCAAGCUUCAGGAGAUUAUUAUUAUUUUUUUGUGCCAUUCCUGUUUUCCUCUUUGAAAGCUGCCCGUUUCUUACGACCGAAGUUGGAUCUGACCGAGUUUAUUUUGUAAGGGGGAGGGGUCUACAGCGAGAGGACGAGGGUUGGGGUGUUGAACGGAGGAGUCCCCUUCCUUCUCCUCACUCUCCCAAUCCCUGGCAUCCUCCUCCUCCUCUUCCUCAC